This is a messenger RNA of Hirsutella rhossiliensis, 3090 nucleotides long. RefSeq names its product ankyrin repeats (3 copies) domain-containing protein. The transcript is spliced from 5 exons. Gene Ontology annotation, molecular function: protein binding. Bases 1 to 3090 code for a protein of 1029 amino acids. NCBI's taxonomy places the organism in Eukaryota, Fungi, Ascomycota, Sordariomycetes, Hypocreales, Ophiocordycipitaceae. The record is from RefSeq and is a predicted model, not a curated record.
AUGCGCCUCAUCAACGUGGAGACGAUGAGGCUGGAGGAUUUUAUUGACGAGGAGAGCCCACCGUACGCCAUACUGUCGCACACGUGGGGUGAGGACCAAGAGGAGGUGUCCUUUGUCGACAUGCAGAAUGUAGCAAUCCAGAAACCCGGCAGAGGCUACAUCAAGGUCCAAGGGCUCUGUGAACAGGCCAAGAAGGACGACCUUGGCUACGCUUGGAUUGAUACCUGCUGCAUCGACAAAAGCAGCUCUCGGGAACUUGAAGAGGCCAUCAACAACAUGUUUCAAUGGUACGAGAAGGCCUCUGUUUGCUAUGCCUACCUUUCGGAUGUCCCGACCGGGGACGAUACCUGCGCCAAUGCAUCGAAAUUUUCCUCUAGCCGCUGGUUUAGGCGAGGAUGGACCCUCCAGGAGCUCCUGGCCCCGAAGAAGCUGACAUUCUAUGACCAAAGGUGGACUAUCCUGGGAACCAAAUUGACCUUGUCGAAAACGGUCUCCAGGAUAACAGGCAUACCCCGUUUAUUCCUACAUGGCUCCGUCGAGCUAGACCGGGCCAGCGUGGCGCAACGCAUGUCCUGGGCCGCCAACAGAAGCACAAAAAGAAGGGAGGACAUUGCAUAUUGCCUUUUGGGCAUCUUCCAGGUAGGCAUGCGCAUGAUCUAUGGCGAGGGCUAUAAGGCCUUCCACCGACUUCAGGCGGAAAUCAUAAAGAAGACGAGAGACGAUUCUAUUCUUGCGUGGGGCUUCAACCCCGAGGGAUCAUUGCCUACAGAUUUCGCCAACUGCCGAACUAUAGCAUCGAGAGAGCUUGACGACACGCCGGAAUAUACUCUCGAGAUAUCUGUCGACUAUCUCCGGGUACGCCUCUCUCGAUUUACGACCCCGACUGGCCAGACAUACGGCCUGCUCAACUGCGGUCCUAAGGACCGCCCACAGGAUGCUGUGGGAAUCCCCCUCGGCAGCACUGACUCUCGAGAGAAUUCCAAAGAGCUCAUUCGACCGCAAGGUCGCCCCUCGAUCCCACUUCGAAUGCAUGCGUCGCCUACGCCCCCGGCGUACGUCUAUGUCCGGAUUGGGCGGGAGGACACGGCCAUGAAUCGACGCCACUGGUUCUAUAUUGACGAUUCCAAUGAUGAUCUUGAUCUCUUGGACGUUUACCCCCGCUUUGUCUGGGACGAAGAUCACGCCAUGAUUGCGACGCCUGGCGCUUCCGACGAGACCAUCUUCCAGCGAUCGCUGACCCGAUUUCGUUCAAAGGACGAACAAUCUCAAGAUGUUAUAGUGGUGCUCGACUUCGAGGCACAGGAACCACGGCCAUCCGCCCGGUGCCACGUCAUGACAUGCUGCAGAGAUGUCGACUUGCGAAAUUUAUCCGAGAAACUCGACUCGAUGAGGAAGGAAGCUUUCGGAAAGCAGGGGGCCAGCUAUGGCAGACUUAAGACAUGGGUCACGAUCGAGGAAGAAUUGGUGGGCAAGAAUCAGCCAUGGUUUAUGGUCCGGCUAGCCACCGUGCCCAGCCUUCCGCAGGCUACUUUCGACGCAAGCACGGAGCUGCAACAAUUGGACUUGAGGCUGCAAAUGGCGGAAAUCUUGCAACAAGAAGACGAACUGCUCCCCGAAAUCGAAAAACUCGACGUCGAGCGGCAGACACUGGAUACUACUUUGGAAUUGAAUCGAGAACGCCUCGCCAUAGUAGAAGGAGAGAUGAAGAAGUUGUGUGAAGAAAGUGAAAUGCUGACGUCCGAAGCCGGCAAGGGGGGUCGGAAACUGCAGCAGCUCGCAACCAGUCUAAGGAAAGCCAGGCAGAUGCAGGACAGGCUCUCGAACAAGAAAACGGCGAUUCGUCGACUCCUCCAGGAGCCUGAAGACGACGGAACGGAAGCCCAGCCUGAUUGGAGGCCUGAGAGCACGCAUGAAACGGGCAGAACGAACGUCGACUCGUCGCCUCGGCCCUGUCCAAGGGCGCCGACGAGGGGCAGCCAGACACCGCUGGCUUGGGCCGCCGCCAACGGUAACCAGGCCAUUGCCCGAUUGCUGCUCGAGGACGACUCGGUCGACGUACAGUGCAGAGACGACGAGGGCCGAACGCCGCUGUCGCUGGCUGCAGAGAUCGGGCACGAAGCCAUGGUGACGAUGCUGCUGGACAAGGGCGCUGAUCCAAGGACAAAGGAUGAUGAUGGCCGCACGCCGUUGACGGUGGCUGUCGAGAGCAAGAACGAGGCAGUCGUCAGACUGUUGUGCGACCAUACGGAUGCCAUAGUCAGCCCUCCACAGUCGAGCGAUGGGCUGAAGGGACAGAGGCUGAGCACGGGAGCCAGCUACACCAAUCUAGCUGAACCGCGACGGCCACCGCCUUUGCCGCCGAGAUUGUCCACGGACGUCCCGGUCUUUGAGCUACCUGCCAGUCCUAAAGAAGUCAGGAAUGACGAGGUAGCGCCUUCCAGCAAAUGCAAGCUGAAAGAACGUAGCUCCAUGUAUGAUAGGUUCGCCCACGAUGGUUUUCCCUUCUAUAGCCUGACCGACGGUCCACAGCACAUGGUGCCUCUGGCAACCAGGUACUGGCACCACCUAACCCUGGACGCCUGGAAGAUUUAUGAACGCAUCUACGACCGCUGCCGCGACCGCCAAGGCCAAGUCCCUUACUCGAGAUUCUGCGAGCAGUUCCGCCCCUGGGACGCGCCGACGACCGAGACCGUGGCCAAGACGUGGAGCCGGCUGCUUGACGAGGGGAGCGCCAUCGCCGACUCGCGACAGCCCAAGGGUCUCGUCAUGGCGACGCUCUACAUGCUGCAUGUUGAGCGCUUCCGCUCGGACGCCCGGCCCAUCGACGACGACCCCGACGGCGGCGUGCCCCCGAUGCGGCGCCAGACGCUCCGCGCCUUUGGCGCCUGGCUGCAGUGCCGCUGCAGGGCCGACUGCGACGUCUGGUGGAAUUUUGCCAACGACUCGGGCCUGCACCGCGGCGGCCGGCCUCUGGCGUGCGCCCUCGUCAAGUUCACCGACAACGGCAGCAGGCCGAGCCUCUUCGGCUCGGGCAAGAGGGAGGAGCAGUUGCGCAACGAGAUGUUUGAUGCCUGGGCCCUGGUGCAAUAA